Molecule: messenger RNA, 1722 nt
Organism: Beauveria bassiana ARSEF 2860
Lineage: Eukaryota; Fungi; Ascomycota; Sordariomycetes; Hypocreales; Cordycipitaceae
Product: peptidase C14
Exons: 6
Coding region: 1-1722 (573 amino acids)
Source: RefSeq, a predicted model, not a curated record
AUGUUAUCUCUGGCGCAGCAGGUGCGUUUCUUGGGCGAUGAGCAAAUCGUGUGCGAGAGCAGCGCCGCGAUCAUCGCCGUCCCUGGCCUCAGUGCACAUCCGUAUCACACAUGGGAGGCUCAGAAAACCCAAGGACCCAACGCAGCUGAAUGUCAAACCGCACAGUCCUCGAAGGUUCACCUGCUCAAAGAUCUCCUCGCGCACGAUUUUCCUGACGCCAGGAUCUGGAAUUCUGCUCAUGAAUCCAGCUGGCUGAUUGACGCCCCUGUCAAGACCACCGAGGAGAUUGGCAAAUGCCUGCUCAAGGAGAUCCAGGACAAGCGACCAUCCCCCUCCCUCCCUAUCAUCUUCAUCGGCCAUAGCCUAGGUGGUAUCAUUAUCAAGCAGGCUCUGUGCACGGGUGACUCCCAAGAUAUCGUUGAUAGUACCGCGGGUAUCAUAUUCCUUGGAGCGCCGCAUCAAGGUUCAUCAGUGUCUAUUGCUGGCGCUGCGCUGGCCGCUCUGACCGGUUUUCUGGGAUCAGACACGACACUGCUCCUGUCUCUGAAGAAUCAUGGGGCCCAGCUCAGCAACCUUGCGGAUACAUUCGACUCUCGUAUAGCACCGAACGUACGCCGAGAGCGCAAGGUUCCGAUCACAUCAUUCUACGAGACUAAGAAGACGUAUCUGCUCGGGCUAUCGCUAGGCGUAGUGGUUUCACGGGAUUCUGCCAAGGUCCAUGCCGAUGCCCGCGAGAGCCACAGCAUCGAAACGGAUCAUUCUGGGCUCAACAAGUGCGGCGGGCCGACUGAUCCGCUGUUCACGGCGCUGGCAGCGGCGAUACGACGCCUGAAGACCCCAUCGCUGCUCGAGCAAGUCGACACAUGGAUACGCGACAAACACUACACGGCGGACAGGCUCAGAAUAGAACGGCUCUCGGGCGAGUCGCUGUCUAUGGAUCAGUGCUACAUCAACUUAGCCAUCGUGGAACAAUCCGGCCAAGACGCAGGCCACUCAAAGAAGGGGGACACAGCGCCAUCCCCAUUUUCCAUCCUCUCUCGGCAGAAGGUUGAGGCGCCCGACAAGACUAUGCAGGUCGAGUUGGCGGCACUUUUCAACGAACGCAACGGAAGCGACGGCCAACCGAUUCUCCCACGACGAAUCUUGAUUCGGGGACGUGCGGGUGUUGGCAAGACUACCUUGUGCAGAAAGAUUAUCCACGAAUUUUACAAAGGCACGCGCAAUGCACCGACGUACAUCCUUGAAGAUCUGUUCUGCCAUGAGUUCUUGCUGCCUAAGAAUGAACCAAACCUCGCUAGAGCGUUGGUCCGCGCAUUAGAAAGCAAGAGCAGCAAGACAUUAUUUCUCCUCGACGGCCUGGACGAAGUAUCGCAGGACCUCACGGGCGAUGGCAGUAUGCCCCGCUUUCUCGACGAGCUUUUAAGGAAGCCUAACGUCAUCAUCACCUCCCGACCAUCCGCCAAGCCUGUGCGGCAAAACCUGCACCUCGAAUCAGAAACAAUUGGAUUCGGCCCUGAUCAGGUGGAUGAAUAUAUCGAAAAAUCGUUCACGAACCCCAAAACGGCCAAGACUGAUCAGUCCAAAGUCGACAAGGUCCAGUCGUUCCUGCAAAAGCAUUGGCUCGUUCAGGGUCUUGUGCGUAUCCCAAUUCAAUUGGACGCGCUUUGUUACACUUGGGAAAGAUCCGAAAGCUGUGCCAAGCACCAUGACCGGCAUGUAUAA